Molecule: messenger RNA, 1275 nt
Organism: Peniophora sp. CBMAI 1063
Lineage: Eukaryota; Fungi; Basidiomycota; Agaricomycetes; Russulales; Peniophoraceae
Source: the annotation of a GenBank genome assembly
AUGAAGGCCGUCCUCUCUCUGGUCGCCCUUGCGGCGUCGGCCUUUGCCGCUACAACGCCCACGGUCCGUGACACGCCAUCUGGCACCCUGACCGCGCGUCAAGCCGCCGGCUCUUGCUCGGGCUCCUUGUCCAAGUUCUCCCUGUUCGGUGUUUCGGAGAGCGGUGCUGAGUUCGGAAACAAUGUCAUCCCCGGUACCCUCGGCAAGGACUACACAUGGCCGUCCCCCAGCUCUAUCGACUACUUCGUCGGUUUGGGCAUGAACACGUUCCGCAUUCCGUUCUUGCUCGAGCGUCUUGCACCCCCCGCGACGGGUAUCACCGGCCCUUUCGACCAGACCUACCUCUCCGGUCUCAAGACCAUCGUCAACUACAUCACGAGCAAGGGCGCGUACGCACUCAUUGACCCACACAACUACAUGAUCUACAACGGCGCGACAAUCUCGAGCACCUCCGACUUCCAGACGCUGUGGAAGAAUUUGGCUGGCGAGUUUGUGUCCAACUCGCACGUCAUGUUCGACCUCAUGAACGAGCCCCAUGACAUUCCCGCUACGACGGUCGCCUCGCUCAUGCAGGCCGGUAUCAACGGUGUCCGCGCUUCGGGUGCUACGCAACUGAUCAUGGUUGAGGGAACUUCUUGGACCGGUGCAUGGACUUGGGUAAGCGCUGGUAAUUCCGCGGCCUUCACCAAGUCUGCGAUCCAUGACCCUCUCAACAACACCGCCAUCGAGAUGCACCAGUACCUCGACUCUGACGGCUCUGGAACAUCUGCGACUUGCGUCUCCAACACCAUUGGUGCCGAGCGCCUCCAAGUCGCCACUCAAUGGCUCCAGCAGACUGGUUUCAAGGGUUACCUCGGCGAGAUCGGUGCUGGUUCCAACACCGCCUGCAUCCAGGCCGUGUACGGCGCCCUCUGUGAGAUGGCUCAGGCUGGUGGUGUCUGGCUCGGUGCGUCUUGGUGGGGAGCUGGCCCAUGGUGGGGAGACUACAUCUACGGCAUCGAGCCCCCCAGCGGCGUCAUCGAUGCGCAGAUGCUCCCGCAGGCGCUUGAGCCGUUCUUGCCCGCUACCGGCAUCGCCAGCGGCUUGCCGAGUGGACCUACUUCCACUGCUGCAUCUGGUACUACCUCCUCUGCUCCCGCGGCUACCACUACGGCGGCAACGGGUGGCGCGGCACACUACGCCCAAUGCGGUGGCAUCGGGUUCACUGGGCCCACGACGUGUGUUGCGCCCUUCACUUGCACUGUUUCCAACGCCUACUACUCUCAAUGCCUGUAA